Raphanus sativus (radish) is the source of this 1620-nucleotide messenger RNA. RefSeq lists its product as uncharacterized. The transcript is spliced from 2 exons. NCBI's taxonomy places the organism in Eukaryota, Viridiplantae, Streptophyta, Magnoliopsida, Brassicales, Brassicaceae. The coding region runs from base 1 to 1620 and encodes 539 amino acids. The record is from RefSeq and is a predicted model, not a curated record.
AUGGUAGAAAGGCUUCCAGGGGUAGCUCCCCCUAUUCGGAGUAGUAAUCCAGGGUCCUACUCCGGUACACCUUACGUGGAAGAGAUUGCUUCGGUGGAGAUGCCACGCAAAUUCUCCUUCCCAAGCAUAAAGAUGUACGAAGGGAUUCGGGUCGACCUUGACCGUCCUGCUAUUCAGUGGUACAUCAAUCUUCCUACGAAGUCUAUCAAGUCCUUUGCGACCCUUAGCGAUAAGUUCGUGGAGCAAUUCACUAAUAGUCGCAACCUAGAGAAAAACUCAGAUGAUCUCUAUGAAGUCCUCCAGCAUAGGAAUGAACCCCUUCGUUCCUACAUAGCACGCUUCAACCAAGAGAAGGUGGCUAUCCCAGAUUGCAACGCUGAUACGGCUAUUUCGGCCUUCAAUCGGGGCCUACUCCUGGAGGGAGAUCUCUACAAAGAACUGAUUAAAUACAAGUGCAGGACUAUGGAGGAUGUAUUGUCUCGUGUUUGGGCUCAAGUAAGAUGGGAAGAGGAUGUUGCAAGUAGGGCCAAGGCCUAUCAGAAGUACGAUCAGAAGUCCUCGAAGCCGACGGGGAACGAUCACGAUGAGCCCUUUCAUCCCAAGUCAGUUAAAGAGACUAGCAAUCCAGGCAGGGACAGAUAUCAAAAUCGUCUUUUGCCUAGAUCCGAAGGAAUGAUGGUAUCCACAUGGCCCGAUAUCUCUCAUCUUGCGAUAACAAAGCCGGAGCUAAUCGGUGUCCUACGACAAAUGGGUCCUCAAGUCAAAUGGCCUCCCAAGAUGAAGGCCUCAGAGGCUAAUCGAAACGCCAAGCGGUGGUGCGAAUUCCAUAGUGAUCAUGGUCACACUACGGAAGAUUGCAUAGCCCUGAAGAUAGAAGUCGCCGAGCUUCUCAAGAAAGGCCACCUGAGGGAGUUCCUCUCAGACAAGGCCAAGAACCUUCUGAAUAAAGAAGGUCCCGGUCUCCCUACCGAAGCGGCUCCCGCAUUGCCACCACAGCAAGACCGGGUGAUCCAUGUCAUCUUAGGCGGAUCGGAAGUAAGUGGAAUCAGCAGUGCCGCUGCCAAGAGAAGUACUUGCAACGCUAGGAAUGGCCAAGAGGCCGAGGGUCCUAAGCGCCUACUCCUCAGAACGGAUGAGAUCAGCUUCACUGCAUGGGAGCAGGAGAGGGUCCUAGCUCCUCACCACGACGCCCUUGUCAUUUCACUUACCAUAGCGAACUGCUUGGUCAAGCGAAUACUGGUCGACAAUGGGAGCUCCAUCAACAUUAUCUUCCACUCAACUUACGCCGACCUAGGGCUGGAACCUAAGGCCCUAACUAGGAAGGCGACUCCCCUUGUAGGCUUCAGUGGAGAGGUAAAGCAAACUUUAGGGGAAGUUCUUCUCCCAGUAUAUGCCGAGGGGAUAAAUCAGGCCACGAAGUUCCUAGUGGUCGACUGCCCUUCAUCGUAUAAUGUGAUACUAGGAAGGCCUUGGAUCCACGACAUGGGAGCCAUACCUUCGACUCUGCAUCAACUGGUCAAGUUUCCAACUCCCUGGGGCAUUAAGGUGGUCAAGGGAGAUCAGGAAAAUGCCAGGUCCUGCUAUCAGACUACCGUAAAGGGAAAGACCCAUGUCUUAUAG